AUGAAAUUAUAUGUACAACUGAGUUUAUUGUGGAUCGCUAGUUUUCAACUGUAUGAAGCAGUUUUUGUCUCAGAGCUAUGUAGAAAUCGUCAAUUUGGUUUCAAGGUUCAGGAUCCUUUGGAUUGUCAUGGAUUUUAUGUAUGUCUCGGUGAUAUUGGACAAUUCAGUUUGGACUGUGGCCGCGAGUAUCGUUUUAAUGAAACAACACAACGUUGUACACUGGGAAAAUGUCCACCAUGUCCGUGUGCAGUUACGGAUGGUAUUCCCCAAAUUACUGGAUUUCUGCCCAUGAUAAUAUAUCCUUUACAAAAUAAUCCUAUAAUAUAUGGUUUUGGAACAAACGUGGCUCCAUGUAAUUCUGCAGCCCAAUCCACUAGUUUACAAAAUUCAAGCUCAGAUUUGCCCAUGACAUUGCAAAAAGGAUCAGAUAAAGUGGACUCAGUACGUGCUAAGAGUGAUCUGUUAAGUAACAAAACUCGCAUCCUAAUGAAAAAACUGACAUCUAAAAAAAAAGCUCCAGAUACUUCGUUUAUUUGCAUGAAUAAAACUGAUGGAAGUUUUGAAAGAGAUCCCAACAAUUGUAGUUUAUAUUACAUUUGUUAUGACAAUAAUGCAUACACCCAGGAAUGUCCUGGAAUAUUACAAUUUGAUCCCAGUGAUAAUAUGUGCAAUAUGCCAGAAAUCGUUAAAUGUAUUCCAGUUGAGACGAAAGAUACGACCACAAAAGAAAUACAUACAAAUACAUCUACUAAUCCUAUCGCGCAAACAGUUUCUUAUUCUACAAACGGAUUCACUACAACAUCUCCAAUUGAAACUGUCAUGACUUCUCCUGAUAGCGUUUCUAAAACAACAACUCUUUGGCCUACAACACCAGGAGCUGAUAAUACUACUUUAAAUCCAAGGCACGAAACAACAACACUGACAAUCUUAGAAACAACUUAUACCAGACCACUUCGUAGUCGCUCAAUAGAUUAUGGAUCGACGGAAUCAUCAACAACACGCACAACAAUUCAAGAUUCAACCAAUUAUCUAACAACUGAUAGGACUGAAUAUACAACUGAAACAUUCCCAAGAUCUUUUGUACCAACUACUAAUCCAGUUGAGACUUCGACAAUAUCUUCAGCAACCACAGAAUCAGAAACUAAUACAGGUGAGCCCAAUAGUUCGAAUUUGAGAAGAUUUAAAGCUUCAUUAAAUUUCAAUAUACCAAUGCAAUAUACAACUGUUUUUGAAUCACAAACAAAUACAUAUCUCCUAAACACCGACUUCAGAACCCAAGCAACAUUAGAUUCAACAGAUCAGACCACAAUAAUGACUCCACUGAAUUUCGACACCGAUACUACAUUAAAAGAAACUAGUUUUACAACUGUAACUUUCGAAACAACAGAAAAGGCAUUAAGUACGGACCUAUAUCAAAGUACCAUCACUACCAUAAAUUCGUUCAAAGAAAUAAAGGAUGAAUCAAAUGGUCAUAUUACGAAUAUUGGCGAGUCAGGUAUACCAACCUAUGACGUUAAAACAGCAACUACUGCGGAAUAUGAAGAUUUUACAAACGAGUCAACGGAAUCGACUACAACUGAUGCUUCUACGGGAGAACAUGUUACAACACCGCCACCUAGUUCAAAGCAAACUGCAAUAUUACCAAUUGCAAAAAUUGUCCACCAAGGUUCAGAUCUUAAGGAAAUGGUAGGAAUAUUUACUACUACUACCACAAUGCAGCCUAUUAUAUCAACCACCGAUAUAAUCACUGAGCUAACGACUCCAACAAAUAUUUUACUGCCACAAACUACAGACGAUUUUGAAUCACAAACAACAACAGCAUAUCCUUCCACCGACGUCAAAACGAAAGCAACAUUUGAGUCAAUAGAUGAGACCACAGCGAAUUUAAGCACCGAUACGACAAUUAAAGAAAAGCGAUUCACAACAUUAUUUUUUUCUACAACAGAUCCAGAGCACAGCAUUAUUACCGCACUCAAAGAAAUAAGCGAUGAUCCAAAGGGACAUUUUACCGCAGAAUAUAUUGCAGAGUCAAACAUACCAUCUCACAAUGCAAGAUCCGCAACUACAGUGGAUUAUACAGAUAUUACAGAAUCUACUACGUCUGAUACAAUUACAGAGAAACUUGUAGUCACAACACAACCUGACACAGAUCAAACUACCAUACGUCGUUUAGCAAAACUUGUUGGACAAGAUUCGGAUCUUAAGGAAACACCAGCAGCAUCGGUCACUACUACAAUGCAGACAAUUGCAUCAACUUCCGAGAUAAUUACGGAUCGAACAGUACCAAAUGAAUCAACAAUUUAUUCAACGACUUAUGGAGUCACCGAAACAUGGGAAUUACAAUCCACAAAAACUCUAGUAAACAGUUUGCCAUCACAAAAAAUUAAACAUAUUUUACCAGAUCUACAAACUGAUUCUACAAUACAAACGACCACAAUUAUUGAAAAGGAUAAUCGAUUUUUCGUUUCAGGAACUACAGUGGAAUCACCAUUAACGACAGUAGAAACAACAACUCCCACAGAGGAGACAACACAAUCAUACCUCCCAACAUUUACAACUGUGGCAACAGUAACUAUAACACAAUUAUCAUCUGCAACAUUUUUCGAAGGUUCGACAACUACUUGGACAGAAACCUACACAUCAACAGUUACUUCUGAUACUAAGGUAACUACAACAAUUAUUCCCACCGACGUCUCAACAAUAACAGAGGCUACAGCUCCUUCUGAUUUGCCUACGGAAACUUUGUCGACUCUGACUUCAGCUGAAAUCUCCAAAGAAAUAAGCACUACACCGCCAACAACAGAAACUUAUUUUUCAACCAAAGGAUCUGAAUUGGCAACAGAUUCUACGGUGACCAUCGUCGAAACAACCGAGAUUACAUUUACGGUUGAUACAACGACAAGUUCAGCAACAGAAAUAAAUUCCACUACAAUAGCAACUCUUACUCCAGAAAAUACGACAUCAUUGUCCAUCCAAAGCACUACGACAGUAGCAGAUCUUACUCCUACAACUACAUAUAUUUCGACAGAUUCUCCGCCACCUUUACUAACUAAUACGAUUACCAUCCAAAGCACUACGACAGUAGCAGAUCUUACUCCUACAACUACAUAUAUUUCGACAGAUUCUCCGCCACCUUUACUAACUAAUACGAUUACCACAGAGAGUCCAAGUAAAACCGAAUUACCAACUGAACUAACUAAAACACCAGACCAUACACCUCCAACUACAUAUAUUUUGACAAAUUCUCCGACACCCUUACCAACCAAUACGAAGACGCCAGAGAGACCAAAUGAAACCAAGCUACCAACAGAAUUAACCACCGCUACCCCUGCAACUACACACAUUCACUCAGAGGGUCCAAAUCAAACCAAACCACAAACAGAAUUAACCACCGCUACCACCAGUACCGCAGUACCAAUAUGUUUGAAUCAGCCAAAUGGUAAAUUCGUUAGAGAUCCCAACGACUGUAACAAAUUUUACACAUGCUUUCAAAAUUUGUCGUAUCUCCAAAUAUGCCCUGCUGGAUUAUAUUUUGAUACGGUACUGAAUGUCUGCAAUUAUCGUCAUAUGGUCAAUUGUCCUGUCACUACACCGAGUACCUCAACUCCAAAUCCGACACCGACACACAGCCCAAAACCUGAAGAUUGUUAUCGGCUUCCAGGAGGUACAUUCGUUAGAGAUCCUUCAGAUUGCAAUGUUUACUAUGUUUGUCUCAAUGGCAGAGCGAUUAAAUUGCAAUGUCCACGUGGUCAAUAUUUCGAUAAUGAACGCUUUGUUU
This is a messenger RNA of Musca vetustissima, 3778 nucleotides long. Its product is annotated as mucin-2-like. Gene Ontology annotation, molecular function: chitin binding. NCBI's taxonomy places the organism in Eukaryota, Metazoa, Arthropoda, Insecta, Diptera, Muscidae. The annotation marks the transcript as partial. The record is from RefSeq and is a predicted model, not a curated record. The transcript is spliced from 2 exons. Gene Ontology annotation, cellular component: extracellular region.